AUGAAUCUCCGGAAUAACAUCCAAGGAGAAAGAAACAGAAAUCCAGACACUCAGCCUGGAGGGGAGUUGCUGCUAGGAGGCACAGACCCCAAGUACUACACUGGAGAUUUCCACUACCUCAGCGUGACUCGCAAGGCCUACUGGCAGAUUCACAUGGACCAGUUGGGCGUUGGGGAUCAGCUCACCCUAUGCAAGGGCGGCUGUGAGGUCAUUGUUGACACCGGGACAUCACUGAUCACUGGUCCUUUGGAGGAAGUGACAGCCCUACAGAAAGCUAUUGGUGCCGUCCCAUUAAUCCAGGGACAGUAUAUGGUGCAGUGUGAUAAGGUCCCCACAUUGCCGGUUAUCAGCCUGACACUAGGAGGACAGGUUUACACCCUGACAGGAGAACAGUAUAUAAUGAAGGUAUCCCAGCGGGGCAGUACCAUCUGCCUCAGUGGCUUCAUGGGUCUUAACAUCCCUCCUCCAGCCGGACCCCUUUGGAUACUUGGAGACGUUUUCAUUGGCCAGUAUUACAGCGUUUUUGAUCGAGCUAAUGACUGUGUUGGAUUUGCUAAGGCUAAGUGAUAUCCCCGCUCACCAAGAAUAAUGAUAUGAGAGCAAUAGUUAACUCCUGCCAGACUACUGCAAUUAUUAACCUGUUCCACUGACUACAGAGCCCUCACGCGCGGGUCCUGCCAGCCACCAGGUUUUUAGGUUUUAUUGAUCACCCUUACGCACAAAAUCUGCUUGAUUAACCCUGAGGGCAAGGCACUGCUCUGAUACUUGUGUUGUGUAGGAAUCAUAGGAAGUCUUAGCCAACGAGCUAUUGCUCAGUCAAGUGCUUCCUGCACUGAAAUAUUUAACCCCUACCUUCCAAAAAGUCUCAGAUCAAUGCAUCCUAGCUGCUCCGGCAGAGAAGGACCU
Molecule: messenger RNA, 906 nt
Organism: Xenopus tropicalis (tropical clawed frog)
Lineage: Eukaryota; Metazoa; Chordata; Amphibia; Anura; Pipidae
Product: cathepsin D-like
Exons: 5
Coding region: 1-567 (188 amino acids)
Biological process (GO): proteolysis
Cellular component (GO): lysosome
Molecular function (GO): aspartic-type endopeptidase activity; endopeptidase activity
Source: RefSeq, a predicted model, not a curated record